Molecule: messenger RNA, 2599 nt
Organism: Amoebophrya sp. A25
Lineage: Eukaryota; Dinophyceae; Syndiniales; Amoebophryaceae
Source: the annotation of a GenBank genome assembly
AGGAGGUCUUCCAAGCAUGUCAGGCAAGUCUUCUACUUCAGUCUCAUCGCGCGUGCUGUCUAGACCACCGAGCAAGCGAAACUACAACAGUGGUGCUAACUACAAGAGUCGAGGAUCAUCUUCAUUCUCGUAUUGUUCGAGUAUUCUGAAUUGCAAAAGUAAGAACUUCCUAGCAAAAAUGGAAUACUUGGAUACGAAGUGGCAAACCUUAGUCGUGGAUCCCUACGACGCCUUGGCUGAUAGAGUCAGCAGAUCGUGUUACUACAUUCGCGAAGUCUACCAAUACCAUGCCAGCGGAAAGUUCCUGUACGGUGGGGCAGACGAUGCGUUGACCGGGAUCAGCUACAGCUUUUUAUGACUACGUAUAAUAGAGUAGCUUAUAGAACGGAUGUAGGAUGGACUUGGAUGGAUCGGAUGGACCCCCCUGAUUCUUCCGAUCCUACUUGAAAUGGUGGAAAGUCCAUCCGAUCCACUAUAAAUUACUCUAAAAAUAUAUAGCUAUUGGUCGAACAGGCACAACUACUGACAACUGGUCGUCCGGUUCAAGUUGCAUUUGUUGAUCUUAGCAUUUGUUGAUCUUGGCAUGUGUUGAUCUUAAAAUGUGCUUCUCCCACAUAAAUGACGUGAUCAUCACGUCUUUUAGCAUCAAAAUGAAAAUAGGUCUAUUCUAAUCCGCCGCACCCUGAUCAUCCGGCCCAUCAACCUAUGGUCGCUCGUCUUCCUCUCGUUCCAAGGUGUUUUCUUUACCUUCUCCGUUUAUUACUGUUCAGCAUGGAUCUUCUCUGCGUCCGACGAGGAAACGUCCAUCGCUAUGUGGGUCCGGAUCGUGUACUUCUUUCUGGUCAUCCUACCUGCGGCUCUGUACAUCUCAGCUGUGUGCAAUGCGGUCUUUUUGUCGUUAUGUUGGCCACUAGAAAUUUUUGCGGAGGAGGACUUCUGUGUCUGUGACUUCAAGAACUUCUGUGAUUUCAAAUUAUCUAUAUUUUGUGUAGUACCACAAGAAUACCAACAGAUCACAUACCACCUGGGUUUACAACUUUCAAUAUAUAUUUCGUGUAAUUGAAGAUUCUCCGCCUCUCCACAACUACUAAAGAACAACUUACUAGAAGAUGGACCAACAAGAUAUGGAUAUGCCAUACUAGCAUGGGCAACUCGCAUAGAAGAAGUGUCACUCUUAUUUAUUUUUGUGGAGGAGGUGGACUUCAUCUGUGAUAUCAUUACAAGUCGCCGGCCAUGUCGUUAGGCCGUUGAAACAAGCACGCCCGGCACGUUUGUGGGCGGGCAAACCCGUACGCGGGUGGAACUGAGUGGGGCUGUGGGUAGAAGAGCCCACCCGUGGGUGUGGUGUGGUGGGUGGGUGUGGUGGUGGGUGGGUGUGGUGGUGCUGUGUGGGUGUGGUGGGUGGGUGUGGUGCUGUGUGGGUGUGGUGGUGCUGUGUGGGUGUGGUGGUGCUGUGUGGGUGUGGUGGUGUGUGGCUGUGGUGUGGGUGUGGUGGUGUGUGUGGGUGGAGGAGGAGGAGGUGGGUUUUUGUGGAGGAGGUGGACUUCAUCUGUGAUAUCAUUAUACUAGCAUGGGCAACAGAACAAGUGUCACUCUUCCACCACGUCUCUAACGUCCCUGAUCUUCUCUUGGCUGCUACGAGAGCGACUGCUAGAGCAACUGGGCCAGCUGCGGCUUCUUGGCCAGCUGGUUUCAAAGACAGAUUUUCAGGUUGGUGCGAUGGCCGCUAGUGGAUAUGGCUCAAGUUGUAAUCCCUCCAGUGGAGGUCCUUCGCUUCAGAAUAUAAUUCGGGACGAUGAUAGUUGUAUGAUGAAUGGAUCUAGAUUCGCGCCGAUGUUACCAGUAGUACCAGUACACCAGCAGGGGAAUUUCCAUCAACAUCAGCCUUCUACUUCUCAACUCCCAAGAAGUACAACAAGCCCACAGAUUGCGGACAGCGCUGGCGCUGCAGAAUCUCCAAGUAUUAUGGUCCCCAUGACCGUGACUGAGCAAGCGCCUCCUGUCGGAGUGAUCGCGUCUAGAAGUCAACGACGACACUCCUUUCUAGAAUCCGUGCUGAAUAUGACAGCUGAGACGAACAAUUUUACCACUAGUUGUCGCACUCCUGACUCACAAGCACUAGUGCCACAAGCACACUCUCCACAAGCACUACCUCCACAAGCACAAGCACCUCGUACAACAACUACCGGUCGUCGUUGCUCAGUAACAAACGGAUUGCAGGGGAUACUGGUGAACAAGAACGAUGAGGGCAUGUUGGCUUGUACUGGUGAACAACAAAGUUCAGCUUCUCUAAUGAUGCAGCACUCGGAGAUGAACCAGCAACAAAAACCAUUUCAUGCACCAGGUACUUCACCGGGAGCACAAACGGCGUCCCAAAUACGUAGAGACAGUAACGCUGAGGAGCAUCGCGCCAAUGCCUUAGCAGAAAGAGCACUGCUGAUCAUGCAACAGCGGAGACAGACGUCCGCAUUUGGCAGUGGUCGUAGAGGCAGCGUUAGUUGUGCAGCUGCUGUAGGUUUUAAUAUGGGUGCUGGUGGAGGGGGAGGCCAUCCUUCUAGCCACCUACAACCUCGUCGUGCAAGUGUGAUAGAUAACGCAG